Molecule: messenger RNA, 1778 nt
Organism: Ostrinia furnacalis (Asian corn borer)
Lineage: Eukaryota; Metazoa; Arthropoda; Insecta; Lepidoptera; Crambidae
Product: saccharopine dehydrogenase-like oxidoreductase
Exons: 9
Coding region: 16-1593 (525 amino acids)
Biological process (GO): glycolipid biosynthetic process
Cellular component (GO): lipid droplet; mitochondrion; plasma membrane
Source: RefSeq, a predicted model, not a curated record
UCAAAGUUAUCCACGAUGGGUACCAUAGCUACGGAAAGACUGGACUUGGUAGUGCUUGGUGCAACAGGAUUCACGGGAAAACAUACGGUGAAGAAUUUGGUGAAAAUAAUAAAAGCAAACAAUUACAACUUCAGUUGGGGAAUCUCGGGGCGGUCGAAGGAGAAAAUUCAAAAUUUGCUGACUGAUCUGGAGAAAAUAGGCGAGGAAAAAACAAAAAUAACCGUAAUAGAAUGCGAUAUUAAGAGGGAUGACAUCAGGAACGUUACACGAAAGGCUAAGGUUCUCAUCAACUGUACUGGACCCAACACGAUUCUCAGCGAACCUAUAGUGAAGGCGUGCGUGGACACCAAAACGCACUAUGUUGAUAUUUCCGCGGAAUUAUAUCACAUGCUCAACUUACACAGAACGUUCAAUGAGAGCGCAGAAGAAGCUAACAUCGUGGUGAUUCCAGCUUGCGGGUUUGCAGUCAUUCCUGCCCUGACGGGCUUGAUGUAUUUGGAACAACAUUUUAAAGGUGAAGAAAAAACUAAAAUCAUAGUAACAGAAUGUGACAUCAAGAAGGACGAUAUCAGGAACGUGACAAGAAAGGCUAAGGUUCUUAUCAACUGUACUGGACCCAACACGAUUCUCAGUGAACCUAUAGUGAAGGCGUGUAUAGACACUAAAACGCACUAUGUCGAUAUUUCUGCCGAAUUAUAUCACAUUCUUAACUUAUACCGAACUUUCAAUAAGAGCGCAGAAGAAGCAAACAUCUUGGUGAUUCCAGCUUGCGGUUUUGCAGUCAUUCCUGUCAUGACGGGUUUGAUGUAUUUGGAACAACAUUUUAAAGGGUCAUUGAAUGCAGUGGAAUGUUAUGCCGAACUAAUGAUACCAAAGAGGGCCUACAUCCCUGGCCCAAACAAAUGUCUACUCCACUAUGGGACUUGGGGGUCCCUAGUUCACGAAAUGCAGAAUAUGAAAGAGUAUCGAAGACUAAAAGCCGAGAUAUUCCCACAGAACAUUUAUGACCCAGAUCUACCAGAGAUAGAAAGAUCGUUUUUCCACAAAACCAAAGGGAAGUUAUGGUACCCAUACCCUGGCCCCGAUGAGUAUGCUGUAGAAAUGUCUCAAAGAUACCUUCAUGAGAAAAAGGGCAAGAAAGCGUUCCGUUGCAAAGUCUACACGACCAUGCCGACCUGGUUCCAUCUCAUUAUAAUGAUACCAGCUAUGUAUCUUUACUACUACUUCUGCUACUUAAAGUGCUUCAGGAACUUAUUAUGGAAGUACCCACGUUUCUUCACCCUAGGCUAUGUGUCACAUAAAGGUCCAGCCGAAGAAAUGGUUAAGGAUAUAAAAUUCGCAUUCACGUUCAAUGGAAGUGGGACUGAUGAACAUGAACAGAAAAAAUCUUUGUCAGUCAAAAUUACCGGAUGUGACCCAGCAUAUCAAACUACAUCUAUGACGUUGCUUGUAGCAGCUUUAACGAUUUUGACGGAGAGCUCGAAGAUGCCGAAAGGAGGAGUCUUACCAGUUGGCGCAGCUUUUCAAGACACUCAAAUUAUUGACAAUAUUAUGAGAAAUAAAGCACUUACUUAUGAAAUUAUAGACAGUUAGGGUUAAAAAGGAAUUCGGUUUUUUUUUAUUUUUAGUUAAUACUUUAUAAACAUAUGUUAUUAUUUAAAUAUAAUGCAUACUUAAUGGUUUUUCUUGUAACUAAUAUAUAAUUUAAAUUUAACUGCUUAAGUACUUAUUUAAAUCUUGGUAUUUAAUAGUUGAAUACAUGGUGUUUCGAUACCUUA